This is a messenger RNA of Solanum stenotomum, 1089 nucleotides long. Its product is annotated as dirigent protein 19-like. The coding region runs from base 337 to 903 and encodes 188 amino acids. Lineage: Eukaryota; Viridiplantae; Streptophyta; Magnoliopsida; Solanales; Solanaceae. The record is from RefSeq and is a predicted model, not a curated record. The transcript has a single exon.
GACUUUGAAACUUCCAAGUAAAGCCAUGGCAGGACUCAUUAAUUCCAUGCCCAAAGGCUGUGGUAAGACUUGAAGUCAAUGGUGGGUCCUUGUUCAUGAAGUAGGUGAAAAUGGAAGAUCAAUAUUCAAUUUCUAGUAAAAGUUAAGUGAUCUCUUCCUAUUUGUUUAACCCUCGGUGGACAAAGUUACUUGAUAACUGUGUUAAUAAAACGUAGCAGGCACCGAAUGAAAUAGUUGAAAUGCAUACAAACUGGCACAGACACUGCUAUUAUAAAAAAAAGGAAAAGGUGGUAACCUCUGUAUUAUAAUUGAACCGUAUUGCUUUGUUAGACUACAAUGGCUCUCUCUAUAUGCUACUCUUCUUUUCUUUCUUAUCUUCUUCUUUUCGUCCUCUUGUUUCGUGAGGCUAGCUCAGUUUCUCACCACCACCACCAUGAACUCAAAUCUAUCCAUUUUACUCUCUUUCAACACGAAACCAUAAAUAAAACAGCAUAUCUUAUAGUGAAUGGUGUUGCAGGACCGUCCAUAAGCCAAACCACGACCCCUUUUGGCACCUUAUAUGUGUUCCAAGAUCCCUUAACUCUAAAAGCCAACUCAAACUCAAAGAUAGUUGGGACAGCUGAAGGAACAUCGAUAACAUCCUCGUUGAAUGGACUGCAGAGCAUAUCUAUUGCUAAGAUCACUUUGAUGAUGAAUCAUUACAAAGGCUCAAUAUCAGUUGUGGGAGGCACACACAAUACAAAGCCAUCUAACCAUCCUGUUGUCGGAGGAACUGGUGAUUUUCUGUUUGUUCAAGGUUACGUGACAUCUUCUCCAGUGGAUCUGUCUGGGAUCACUGUUACUUAUAAGAUCCAGUUUCACCUCUAUUGGCCUCCCUAUGCCAUUCCAAGUCAUCCCAAGUAAUGUAUUUAAGGCUACAAAGCUAUCUUUUUACAACUAUCAUAUUUCUGCUGUUUAUCUCAGUAGUCUAAAUAAAUUCUGAAGCAUUAUUAGGAACAGAUGAAGCAGGCCAAGUAAGUGUUUACCCUAAAAAUACUUCAUCUGGAUGCCACAAUGUUCUGAUUUAAAUUCUAGUGGAUCUAAUUUGAC